AUGUCGACGCAACAUCCGCCAACCUAUCAACAAGUUACCGGCAGCCCAUCAAGCGAACAACACGCAGCCAGCGGCCAGGAAACGCUGGUCCUCGAUGGACGCACCAUCAUUUCGGCACAGGAGCCGUUUCAUGUUCUCUAUGAACUGAACACGUCCCCAUGCGACGCAAUAACAAGGGCUUGCGACCUUCACAAGGUCCGAUACCAGCUGUCCAGAGCUGACGGCGAAGGCCAAGUGAGAAAUCGCCUGGACCACAUUUACAGCUUCAAGGAAAAGUCGACCUUUUCGCUCCGCGACCUCCGCAAGCACGUCUUGAUUGAGGGCAAAACUAGCCAGAAGCGAACCUACAAAGAAACACUUCUCAGCAGCGGAACCACCGGGUGGACGAGCUGCACUGCCGACAGACACUUCACGGCCAGAAUACCCAUCACCGACCGGUUGAAAAGCUCCAGUCAAAUCGUGUGGAAGAGCCCGGAUGGCACGACGGCGGCCCUCGAGGCACGACCCAAGAGACGCGCCGAUGGGAGCUUGACUGGACUGGCUCAGCUGAACGUCGAGGCGCCGCUCAAGGCAAAGGACUUGGAUCUGCUCGUUGCGUGUUGGAUGGCGAGGUUGUGGCGAGAGUCCAAGGCCAGGCUGGACGAGCAACUGCCGUCACACAAGUGUGAGUCUCUCUGCUCUUUGUGCCGAGUGACCGUUCCCAGUAAAGUAGUAACUGGCAUCGUUGCCAUCACUCUCGCCGUGUCGUUCACCAUCGUAUACGUCACGUUGCCAACAACACGCACAUUCUACUCCCGGGCAGCAAACGCGCGUCUCAAAAUGGCUGCAGAAGCAAAUCCCCUCGACCGAUUAACCAUCAGCCUCAACCAGACGAGGACCUCCCCUCCCACCGUGCGCGUCACAGUCACCAAUGAAAAUGACGGUCCCGUUACCAUCAUCUUGUACAACUCGCCGCUGGAUUCUAUCGCCUUGGUCCUCGGUAUAAUGAGCAUCACUCCCGACGGCGCGGCAGAGCCACUGGAAUUACGGAUCAUGCGGGCGUCGAGGGUCUGGCCGCCAGGUCCUUAUUCGCUGGAGGGAUUGGGACCCGGGGCCAGCGCAACGAACGACUUGGUGCUCAGGGAGCCGACAGUCCCCAUGGACAAGCUGGGGAAGAAGGCGACCGUGUUCCUCCAAGGAAGAUGGAUGGGUGUGUUUGCGAGGGCCGAGGACAAGAUUUCAAGGGAUGAUUUGGAGAACAUUGCUUCUCAGCCUGAUGCGUUUCAGGGCGAAUUCAAGAGUAAGAGCAUCGAGAUUAUGACUGGCUAA
Messenger RNA from Metarhizium robertsii ARSEF 23, 1308 nucleotides. RefSeq lists its product as uncharacterized. Bases 1 to 1308 code for a protein of 435 amino acids. The transcript has 2 exons. NCBI's taxonomy places the organism in Eukaryota, Fungi, Ascomycota, Sordariomycetes, Hypocreales, Clavicipitaceae. The record is from RefSeq and is a predicted model, not a curated record.